UCAGUUUUGUAUUGUUCUAUAACAAAUUUUGGGUCCAAUAAUGAAUUCUGUGAAAUUUGAAGACACUUCCUUACAGAGAGUGUUAAAUAUGUCUUAAGAAAAUAAUUGGAGUAAUUGAGUUCUUAAGUGGCUCACCUAUCGGACAUAUUAAUCGCUCGAAAAUUGUAUUUUAUUUGAUGAAUUUUCGAUUCAAAUAUAAACUAGAUGCUUAAUAUUUCGACCACAGCGCCACCUAUCGACUAGGUUAUUGUUGGAUUAUAUAUGAAAUUAUAUUAGCUGACUAUUUUUUUUGCAAAUUAAGGGUUUUUCAAUAAGAGCGUUACAAAUGUCCUGUGAUGCCAUGGUAUGUAUAUGUCCCUUCAAUGCUAUGAUAUGUAUGGAACUCGCAUUUUGCAUGGCCACCACGGGUACGCUUGCAGAAGUUCAGACGCUGAACCCAAAUUUCGACGGUUUUCAAGCAUAAAUCGGCCGAUUCAAUCAUCACUGGCUUGUUGGCAUAGACCAUAAACUUGACGUAGCCCCACAGGAAAUAGUCUAACGGCUUCAAAUCGCAUGACCUAGGCGGUGAAUUGACUGAGGCAUAUCGUGAGACAACGACGACAAUUUUGGUGGUCAAGCGGCUUCAGUUCUUGCGUCAAUUUAAUCUUGUGGGGAUGUAGACCAAGAUCUUUUCGCAAAAACGCUACAACGUCGUCACAGAGAUGCCCAACGCUUGAGAACGACGUGUGAGAGACUGAUUUGGGUCUUUCCCAAUUAAUACGCUAGGGGCAGCAAUAUUCUCGACACAACGGACACUUCUUUGUCUCACUGACACCGGAGCAUUUUGUAUUGGAUGAUUAUGACGACAAUAAAGUGGUCUUAGUAUAUCUUUUCAUGAUUAAAUGGCAAACCUCACUGAAGAGAAAUGCCAACAGAGCAGGAAAAAAUAUGGCGUCGUUUGCUGUCCCUAUCGGUUUACGUUUGCAGCGUCUAUAUUGUAAAACCUUUUAUCUAGACCUCAGCGCCUCCAUAACAAAUCACUUCUUAUAUAAAAAUCAUAAGACAAUCUUUCAGGAGAUAUGGAAAUGUUUUUGAUCAGUUCAACUCAUCUGAAAACUAACAUUUUUCAUAUAAAUACUCUUAUAUACACUAUCUGUGUAUACAGUGGACUUGAUCUGUUUAUACAUAUACACUUGACAUGAAGAAUUAUUGUUGUUUGCAUAGUCGCAGAAAAUAUACCAAAGUUGAGGCAGUUUUUAAUUUUGUUUUGAUGAUAUUUCGCUAUUUUCCAGAUUAGUAAUAAAUAUAUUUUCCGACAAUUUAAGUAUAUAAUAUAUUUGCUAUAAUUCAAAUGCACUUAAAGAACUGCGCUCGUGCAAAGUGCUGGCUUUUCAACGAAUCAACGAAAAUCAGAAAUUUCUGCACAAUCAAAAAUAGAAAGAAAGCAAAUUUAAAAGCAUUCCGUACUUAUUUCACAUUAAAGAGAGCUCAUUUAUGGGUAUGUAUGUAUGUACAUGAAUAUGUCUAUAUGUGAAAGUACAGAAAUAAUAAUGAAAGCGUAUUUGGUAAACAACACUUAAAGUAUCAUUGCGCUGAUUAAUCAGCACAAAUCUAUACUAUAACAGAGUAAAUAGAUUAUAUGCGAUUAAAUUUUAAGAUUUUGCGCGAAUUUUCUGUUGCUAUUGCUAUUUUUCAUCUGUAGCAAACUACAGUUGCGUGAAGAAAAUUAAGCGAAAGCCUGCUGCUUGAUUAAAUAAUGAGAAUGUGAGCAUAAAAAUUAAAAAAAAAAUAAUAAUAUGAAAAAAUAAACAAAAGCCAAAUGCCAAUGUGAAUUAAAAAUUAUCGACGAGUUAAUAAUUGAAAAAAAAAAUCGCAAAAAAUAAUUAAAAAAUAAAUAAACUCGACACAGUGUUAAUGCAAAGUAUAAUUGGUGCAAUCAGUCGGAAAUUUAUAAUCAGCAAAAAAAUAAAUGAAAUAUUUAACACACACACACGCAGCAGUUGAGUUCGUUCAAUAAAUACAUAUAUAUAUUUUUUAAUAUUACCGUUAAUCAUAACAAAUAGCAAAUCGUACAAUAUACAAAUAUGAAAAGCAGAAAUUGUAAAAUCUAAAAAUAAUAAAAACAACAAAAAAAAGAACGCAACUAAUCCGACAACGCUUGAAAUACCACGCAAGGAUAAUUGAAGGAUAACACUGUUGCUGUUGUACGCUUUCGUCGGAAAUUAGCGGUCGCUGCACACCUUCGGUCUUCAUUGUUGCUUAAAGCAGCCGAUCGCCAUUUUUGAGUGCGUAACACACAACACAGCCUCCAACAGCAUAUAGCAUUUCUCAUUCAUCAGCCAUCCCGAGCAUCAAACUCAAUAGUAGUCUCCUCAUCGUUCUUUGUCUGUGUUUGUGUUGUUGUUUGAGCGCUUGAAUGCCGCCGCGGCCUUUUGUUUUCCCCCCUCAUAUUUACAUAUAAAUAAGUACAACAACAGCAACAAAAUGCUAUUUUACUUCGUUGCCGCGCGGUUCAAUGUGGAUUUUGAGUGAAUAAAAGAAAAGGCUUAUGCCAAAACAACUACAACUACAGCAACAACAAUUGCUAUAACAAACAACAACAUUUGAAUUGCGUAAUAAAUGCGUUGAGUGUGGAUUAGAAAUAAAAGAUAUUUUCGAAAUCAGUUUGCUUAAUUUCGUCUGUCAGUGAACGCAGUUAUUCGAUGAAAACAUGUCUAUUUAGAAAUGGCAAAAAUUACACGACGUGCCGUUGCCUCGUCGUCGGUAGCAUCAACAACAAAAACCACAACAACAGACACUUCAAGGUCAUCUCGAGCAACGAGUUCUUCCACUUCAAAGGCUUCCAAAUCAACUGCUACGGCAAGCGCAACAAUAAAAACCACAACGAAUGCCAAUAUCAUUAUCUAUGGCGGUAAGCCAGCACGUUCGCCCGCAACGGAUUUGUCGGACAAACUGGCAAUGCCACUCACUGCAUUUAAUGACACUCCUCCAUUACGCAGUAACGGCACUAUAUCCAAUAAACAGUUUACAACUAACGGGAAUAGCGCCUUACCCGCCGUCACGAAUACAACGACUGGUAGCGCUUCCGUAUUCGCCGGCACCAAUGGGCGACACAGAAUCUUCACGGGCAGUGGACGACACAAUAAGAGUCAGGCGGAGCGUAGAAUUGAACAGGAAGAAUUCUAUGCGACUUAUGACGUGAUGACUGGUGUGCGAAUUGCCGCAACGCUUAGCGGCUUCUUCGGCUUAAUGGUGUUCCUUAUUGUGUAUAAGAGUCGCAGUAGUUCCAAUGAGACGAUGAAAGUGUUAAAGGAUCCCAAAAUGGCUGCUGUGGCCGCUGUUUGUAUGCAGGAGGAGGAGGAACGUGAAAUCCAAGAGGCAAUGGUGGCAACUGGCAUGUCGAUAUAUCCGGAUGAAUAUGAUGCGAUUCUCUAUCGGCGACAACGAAUGUUAUCAUUGGGUAAUGUUAGCGCACCACCCAUGCUAAAUCGAGGAUAUCGCUUCUCGUCAGUGGAUAUUCCUGCUUUUGAAACUACAGGCGGUGGUGGCUACAGCAGUUUGCUGGAGCCACCUAGGCGUUUUUCCUAUUCGGCAACUUCGGGAGUGGGCAGCUUUACGGGGGGCCGACGAAAAAGUGGCUCAGAGUCCUCGCGUAUACUGAGUAACUAUCCUAUGGGCAGCAGUUUCGGCAACGAUGAUUACUUUAUUGAGACAGAGGAUGAAUUGGAAUGCACCGACUAUCCGCGUAGUGGGACACAUCUCGACGAACUGUCAGAUAUGCCACAACGCACUGAUUCAACGAAAAGUAAACGUGGAUUUCUGGAGGUACCACCUGCGGGUCAAGAUUCGCGUCGUAGCAGCGCAAUGACAUGUUGCAGUACUGAAAGCUCUUAUUUGGAGCGACGCUGUUCGGCGUUCACCUUAGGUUUGGGCAAUCUGCCGCCGACACUUCAACGAAAACUAUCGUCAGCAUCACGUGCAUCGAGUACCGACAAUUGGGACUACUAUUACCCCGAUAUACAGGUCAUACAGCCAACACCGAAACCAUCACCUUGUCCAUCGGAGCGUAGUCUUUAUGAGCAACUGCAGGCGCACGCUAAUGGUGCUACAACUUCGAGCGCUAAGGUGUCUGGCAAAGGCACAGAAGCACUGCCAGAGAAUCUACCCGUAGCCACCAUCACAACACAAAGUAAGACUGGCACAACCAACACUGUGGUUACUGGCGAAACGAGAGGCACGAAUGCGCCAACAGACGCGCAGAAAUUUGUGCGUAAGCACAGUAUAGCCUAUUAUGAUCCGGAGAGCGCACAGGCUGGACGCAAGCAGGAAAUACACUCGAUAAGCGCCGAUACAGUGGACAUAUAUCCUUACAAUCAAAGCCAUUACGAAACGUGUGGUACGCUUGGUGCCAGUGAUGCUGCUAAUACCGUACACAAGUCACCUCUACAAGCUGCGCCAGCAACAAGCACACAGUACGGGUUUCAUUACACUGAUUCGCCAACAGAAGAUUCACGCGGUAGUCUGCGCGGCAAGGUGACGGUAGUUGAACUGCAACGUCUCACCUAUCCAACGGAACAGAUGACGCCGCCGCCCAUACCAGAGCACAAUAAUAAUAAUUUUUCAUAUUCCGGUACCGCUGCGGCCAUAGCGGCUGCUGCCGUUGUUACCGCCAACUCCAGUAGCAUUAGCAUCGAUAGCACGCCCAUAAGUUUGGAUCGACUGAAUGGCAGUGGCAGUCUGGGCACCAUAUCAGCGAAAGCACUUUUCAAUGUAGAAAAGCGAGCACCGCUCGCCUCGCUUAGUUCCUUUAAAAUCUCGUCAUUAGAGUAUCAAGACUCGGAGGCGCGUUCCGUUGACGAGGACUCAGUAUUCCUGGAUAGUGUGGCCGACACCGAUGAGGAUAUGCAACAGCUGAGCAGUGACAGCGAUGAGGUCAGCUUUGGGGCACAUGAUCCGACGAGCAUGCGUGAGAAUGUAGCGCUGGUUGUAACACAAGAUUCGGCUGUUGGCAAAAAUGCUGACGCCGACGAAACAGUGCAUAUACGUCCGCAGCCACUCAAGUAUCCCAUCGAAAAACGUUAUAGUCUGGGCGCUGCUUGCAAUGCCAGUGUCGCCGGCUCGAAACUAUCACGCGCACGACGUCCACUAUUGCAACGUCAUCGCACAAUUAGCGUUUCUUCCAGUGAUCGUGUAGCUUUAAUCGGUCAUCAACUGAAAGAGUUCCAUCACACUGGCAGUGGCAGUCAAACACCGACAACCAUCGCUGAAUCAGUGCCACUAGAGACUCAUUUUGGUUCGAUUAUUUGCACGAGUAGUUCACCGACACAUCCGCGACGCGCACAAUUGCUGCAACAGUAUAGCGAUCCACAAAGUCUGCCGACGACCACAACAACGACAGCCACAACGGAAGAUGACACCUGCUCCACGCUGAAUACAGAACUCUGUGGUGGUGGUAAUGCUGGCGGACAAGGACCGAGCGGUAGUGGUAGUGGCAGUGGAGGUGGUGGCGGCACCGGCGGUGGCGGUGGUUCAGCGACACUAACACAAAAUAGCAGCUUAAAUACGGUCGUCAGUUUUGGCCGUUCGAGUCCGCUCACGGACAAUAACAAAACGAGUUGUAGUCUUAGUGCUGGCACAAGCGCUAACGCUAACCAGUACUAUGCUGCAGAAACACAAAAGGCUUCGAAAAAUCAAACGAACAAAACACAACCACAACUGCCAUGCUCCAGACUCUAUGAAGACCCUUGUGCCUCCUCGGUCUCCGACUCGUUAAUCAUCACUACAACAACGCGACAGCCAAUUAUUUGCAUGCCAGCAUCGUUGAAAAACCUCAUCCUACGCGGUUCCGGUUCCGGUGCCGGCUCUACUACAAUCGCUGAUAAGACAGUAGAUUCGCCCAGUCUCUUGGUGAGCCGAAGUGCUACCAAUUUGAGCGCGUCGCAUCCAAAUGCGCGUGAUAGUGAAGAUAGAUCAUGUCGUUCUGUUUUAUUGGAACUGCCGCUAAUAAAGUUACCUACCGAUGAGAGCUCAGAAAGUUCGUCAACGUCGGAGGAGAAUGCACAACGUGCGCAUAGUAAAAGCGAAGGAUCACACGAACCCAGUCUGACAAGAAGCAAUCGGAAAUGGUCAAAGGAAACACUGUUCUAGCUAGGAACCAACACAAGACGUACCGGCUACAAAAUGGGUUGAACGUGACGAGCUCAAAGCGAUUACGCAUAUGGUACUCACAGUAUAAAGAAAGAGAGAGAGAGAGAAGAAGCAAAAUUGAUAGUAAAAUAGUGCAGAUUAGGCGUAUAAUAGACUGCAGUUUCGGAUAGUGUACAGCAACGCUGCUGGAUCCACGUUGAGCUCUACGACUGCCCCGCUAAGGAAUUGCAUUUGCUGUUGUGUGACACAAAGGUGGGCACAAUAACUUUUUACAGGAGCUUAGUAUGUAUCAGAUUUUGCAAAAACCAAAAAAAUAAGGAACCAAAACAACAAAAAAAAAACGAAAAACAACUAUAAUGAACUAUAACUGUAAACUAAGAAAUUUAGCAUAAAAAUUAUGUAAAUGAAAAUAUUUAUAUUUUUAAGUGAAAAAAAUACAAAUCACAAUACGGAAACGGGUGAACUUAAUAGCAUUUCGUGAGUAAUUUAUGCGAUUCAAAUUGUUACGAGUAUUUGUUAGUAAAAUAACUCCAUACAAACAUACAGACAUUAUGAAAUUAUUGAAAACAGAAUAUCACUUUCAUAAAUAUAUACACAGACAUUUAGCAAUUCAUAAGCUUUAAAAUUUACUUUAGAUUGUGGUGGAGAAUAGCAAAGCGAGUGUGUAGACUUCGAACUCAGAAAUGGCAUAUAUAAUGAACUUGAAAUGGCCUUAACUUUCUUCCUUAGUUACAGUUAAUAAAAUUUUGAAAGAAUACAGUGGUGAACAUAUUAAUGUAAAAUCCUUUUUUUAGUUGUUUGGCUUUGGAUGAAAUGUUUUAGUUAAAAAUGAAAUAAUUUAAUUCAAUAUUUGUUAUGAGGAUCGUGUAAUUCGGAUUAACUACCAUAUAAGAAAGAGGUUCUCAAUAAGUUUGGGUCGAAACGGCAAAAAACACCACGAACUCUGCCAGUGUCACCAGUUUGAAUGAACACAACCUCAUAAAACCGACUGAACCUUGACAACGUUGUAGAUUAAGUGAAUUAGAGGGGUACCAUUUCGUAGACUUUAGGACAUCACGACAUAAAGUGGUGUGUUACAGGACCUUCCGUCAGAAGAUAUUAACAAUACAAGUUAUCUCUUCAAGAAGAAAAUAUUUUCUCGAAAUUCAUUGAAUAGCGACUGCCGUUAAAAAUGGUCCGACUAACCUUUCUAAUAGCAGAAGAGUUCUUAUUUUUGUAGAAAAGUAAUACAACGCCUAAAUUCUACUGAAAAUACUAUUGGAGUUGUUGUUGUAUCCAGAGAAAACAUUCACGAAAUAAUUCUGAACAAUUUUGUGGAUUAGACCUUCACCGUAUAAAAUGCGGUCCGUUCGAGGUGCCUAGAUCCGACUGACGUUGGAACAGUAACUAAACAACAGCUAAGCUCAGCUAUCAGUCCUUGAUCGACUAUACUUCCAGGUCUGUGUUGGACCAAAGCUUAUAUCCCAACAAUAUAAGAACUUCAACUGAUUUUGUAUACAGAUUAAGAGUGUGACCGCCACAGAGUUUUUAAGUAGAUUCCAGGACGUUUCAAACUUUAAAGGUUACAAGUCAUAACAGACGGGCAAAUGUGAAUCUUCACAAAGCCAAUGUCUAGGAAUACACAACUGAAGCCUUUGUUUGUCUAAUAGGAGAGGUCUUCGGCAUAUUUUCAAGAUUUAACUUUUUUGUCGACUUGUCCAAGUAAGAAACUUAAAUGAGUGGUGCGUAGCGGUUACCAAAAACUGCCUGAACCGGCAAGCCUAAAUUAAUUGUCAUCGAAGUCAUAUUACGGAAGGUCCAGGAAACAGGCUAUUUCGACAGGGUCGGACCAAAGAGAAAGGAAUGUUAGAUGAGUGAGGUUUAGGUGGCGUGCAAAGAGGUGGUUAGUGUCAUGCGGCACAUAUAUGGAGCAUGUCGAGAUUCAGUCUGGAUAGGAAAGAGUUUAACCUGCUACAGUAUCCAGAACGAAGUUGCGCGAGAGUCAAUCUCGUUUCGCGAGACAACUCGAGCUCUGUGUCUGCGAUGUGUGGUGCGGUGGUCAACAGUUAAGGGUCCAUUGUAGAAAAUAUCUUCAUCGAAAAAUGUAAUUUCCACAACUUAAAUACUCUGAAUGAAAUGUAUCGAAGUAAAAGUUCUCAUAUCCUGUUCAUCAAACAAUCGAACACACAACUGGUAUAUUGUUAUACCACUUAAAUGAGGUAUCGUAUUCCAGUGAAUACCUUUACUGAUACUUCCACUCACAAUUUUUUUCCGAUCUCGACAAUUUUUUUAAAUGGGUACAUUUUUUAAACGAUUUGACUGAGUGAGAAUAUAAACAUUUAGAUUUUUUUGUCAGGAUAGUAACAUUUUUACAAAAUGAAAACCUAAUUCUUCUUUUCUGUAACAAUAUAUAAGAUAAAGUAGGUUUCUAACCUCAAAAACCAUUCAAGAUAUGGUCUGUUUCAUUAGCCGAAUCAACAAUAUUACAGUCUAAAGUGUAUCCGAGUGUAAAUAACUUUGUUGAGAAGAAGCCGAAGGAAUUAGAAAAUAUAAUUUUGCAAUACAAUUCAUCAAACGAAGCAUUAUUAACGAGUUUUUUUGCAUUUGGUUCUAAUAAAUUUACAUGGAUCAUAUAAUUAGUUAAAAUUUGUGUUAUCAUUAUGCUUUUGAUAUUUUCAUAAAAAAAUACUGAGUUCUCAUAAAAAACCAAAACAAACGAUCAUAAACCUAGUAAUAAGAAAUACUAUAAAAAUAAAACCAAAAGAAAAUGCAACAACUUUAGGGACUAUUAGUAUGUAGAAAGACUACUUCACUACUUAUACAUAUAAAUUCAAUAUUUGAUUUUCAGUUCAAUACUAUUACAACUACAACUACUUUAGCAAAAUAGAAUAAUAAAUGUGAGCAAAUGUUACAGAAAGCAUUAAGAAAACUAUUUCAAAAUAUUUAUUUAUAUGUACGAGUAUGUAUUUAAAUGUAGCAAGAAACGUGUGCCUAAAAAGUUGACAUACGCACAUUUUCGAAAGGUUUCAGUUUUAUUAAGUUUUUCCUAAGUUCCCGUUAAACGAAAAUCAAGCAUUUGUUGACUACAUAGAAAGGUGUUUAGUGUAAUAAAAUAAAAAAAAAAACAAUAAAUAAAAAAAAAAAUAAAAAUAUGUGUAUCAUAUGCGUAUAGAAACAAUUAGGACUUCUCUUCAUGCCUUCCUUCAAACCCACCCAAAGUGCAUAUACCUGAGAACAAAAAAAAAAAUAAAUAAAAACGAAGAAAACUAUAAAAUCAAUUAGAAAAAUAAAAUAAAUAAAAAAUACAGAUGUAUGUAAUUUUAGAUAAUUAAGUAAUUUGUAAGUAGAGCUUGCACGUAUGUAAACCAAAUUAUAAGAAAAUAGUAAAACAAAAUUGAAUAAAAGAAAGAAAAAAAAAUUGUUAAAAGAAAAACAUUUUUUAUAAACAAAAAAUAAAUAAUGAUUAUAAUAAAAUAAUAGCAAUAAAAAAAUAAUAAGAAAAAUAGUUGAAAAAAUCAUUUAAUAUAAAAUAACUGUAUAUACGAAGUAAAACACAAAGAGUAACUGAGUUUACAUGAAAAAUAUGUAGUUUACUGUGUUUGUUGUAUGUAUGUACUUCCGCGCCAAACCAACCAACCAAAUGACAUGCAUGACACACGUACACGCAUAUAUGUGUUAGUUAUAGACAUAAAUUAAUUAAUGUAUGUGAAUAUGUACUUCACUGUGUACUGUGUGUUAUAGAAAUACUAGUUAGUAUAAUUUAUACUUUGUAUAGACCUAUUCCUAGUUUAACCCACCAAACGAGUGGCGUGAACAAACAUACAUAUUUAUACUUUAUACAUACAUAUACACAUAUAUAUGUUUAUGUAUGUAUAUUAAAUACAAACAGUUAUAAACAUUAAUACUCAUGGAUAACUGUAAAAAAAUUUGUGAAACACUAUUUAGAUUUCGUACAAAAUCGUGCAAACAACUCUUGUAUUUUUCUAUAAAGUUGCAGAAUGCAGAGAAAAACCUUAUUUUAUACCUACAUACAGACAUACAUACAUUUUAAACA
Messenger RNA from Zeugodacus cucurbitae (melon fly), 10159 nucleotides. Its product is annotated as serine-rich adhesin for platelets. The transcript has 7 exons. The record is from RefSeq and is a predicted model, not a curated record. The coding region runs from base 2704 to 6126 and encodes 1140 amino acids. Lineage: Eukaryota; Metazoa; Arthropoda; Insecta; Diptera; Tephritidae.